Molecule: messenger RNA, 3443 nt
Organism: Hermetia illucens (black soldier fly)
Lineage: Eukaryota; Metazoa; Arthropoda; Insecta; Diptera; Stratiomyidae
Gene: vex
Product: somatomedin-B and thrombospondin type-1 domain-containing protein
Exons: 5
Coding region: 775-1767 (330 amino acids)
Source: RefSeq, a predicted model, not a curated record
AUGGCUUGAGGCCGCGGUGGCACACGUUAGUUCUUCUUAAAACUCUUGGGCACCUAAAAGUGUUUGGUCAUUCGUCGUACGCUUACCGUGCGUAUCGGUCGCGCUAAAGAUAUCAGUGCCUAACGGCCACGAAUUCGAAACGAAACACAACCGUAGCGUAAAGGAAAACGUUCAGAUACUUCGUUAGAAAGUGAAACUCAAGGACCUCUUCUUCAAGGAGUUCAAGCGAAGGGAAAAAUAUAAAUCCCUAUUUUCCGGUUCGGCUGAACUAACUGGUUUUUUCGGUUACUUCCAUCGACAACUCAGAGUAACCCUUUGAAUGGAUUACCCUUCAGGACUUUGAAUCCUUGCUGCAUUUUUUGGCUAAGACGUGAGCGUAAUACAACGUGAAAUAUAUUUCCGCUACAAAGGAGUCCUGAAUGAAUCGGUCUAUCGUGGCUCCAAACGGGAACAAGAAUAGCGUCCAAGGAUAGAUUUUAAAGUGAAGCGGAUCCUCGUAGAACGGACUAACCAGGACGUGAUUGCUUCCUCACAGGAUUUUUAUUUUUUUGUUUCGAUUUCUUCACUUGUUUGCUAUCCGUUGUUUUGAUGUUUUGUUGAGUCGUCAUCGGGGCUAAUCUUAUCAAGUUGGAGCCUUUAUCUGAAAUCGCGGAUUGUAUCUAUCGUGCGACCUCGGCUAUCCAGAAAGUGAAAGUGUGAAAAAAUAGAGAAAUUGGGAAAAGUAUAAUAAUCCUAGCAAUAGUGUCGGAAUAUAGUAAUAAUCCUUUGUGCACAAUGAUGAGCAAUCGGUCCUGUUUCGUAUAUCAUUUUACUGCCGUCAUUCUGAACCUUCUGUUGAUUAGUAGUUCCGGUGUAUGGGCUGGAUCCUGCCGGGAGGCACAGCUAUGCUGUAAUGGUCGGGAUUCAUCGUGUGUAGUUCAAAAGGCUCCCAUAAAUGCCAUUAUUGAGGAUCUGAGUGAUAAGCCUUGCUACUGUGACCAUGCUUGCCUAAAGCUAGGAGAUUGCUGUGAGGAUUUUAAGCAACAUUGUGGUGUUCUCGAUUGUCAAGUUAGUGAAUGGAGUCCAUGGAGCGAUUGCGACAUGACAUGCGGAACCGGCAUGAUGACAAGGACUCGAGAAAUUAUCCUGCCACCACAGAAUGGAGGAAAACAUUGCCCGUCACUCAUACAGAAACGUGGAUGUCAAGGAUAUCAUUGUCACGGACAUAAAGACAGAAGGGUACUAAGAGAAAUGGCCUUACUUUUGCCAGCAGCUCUAUCAAAAAAUCGUCAUGCCAACGACAGCAGCGACAUACGACGUAAUUUACGAUUACGCUACAGGGAUUCAUUCAAACAUAAUCGGGAGCAUGAAUACUGUGUGGAAUUCGAGGUCCUAAAAGCAUCUAAAGCCUGCCAUAAACUACCCCCAUACAAUCUAAUGCGAGAAGGUGAUCGUGUCACUGUUCGUUGCGACCUAGAAGCUCUAAUUCCAGAUACAACCAACACCACUACAUCGGGCAACCCAAGCACUAGCAACCAUAGCAAAACUGAAAUAACCGACAACUCCUCGAUACUGAACGAGGAUGAUGAAGAAAAUACUAUUCUCAAAGAUAUGUCUACAACAACAACAACGGCUGCACCUCCUCAAAGAUAUCGUUGUAGAGGGGAGAGCCUUCCAGGACGAUCGACCAGAUGGAGUGCACUGGCAGCACCAUCAUGUCGUGGCAAAUGGUUACGAUUGACACUGGGCAAACCGAAAUGCAAUACAUCUCAAUUUAUUUUUGUUUAAACAAGCGAAAAUCUAGGUUUUCGAGAAAAGAUCAAAGAUAUUUUCUCGAAAUAAUCCUUUAAUGUAUCUGGGCCAACUGGUUUAAUAGCCUUUCAGAAGAAUAAUACCCAGAAAAGCAUUUAUUUCAUCCCUAAUCGUUUGAAAUAACGUUGAAAACUAUUUUUUUAAAAUGAAAGUAUCCCAAUUUUUUGAAUGAAUAUUUUAACGAAAUUCAUGUAGAAUUAAGGAAGAAUGGAAAAUGAUAAUAAAUUGAUAGAAAAAAUGCAAUAAUAUCGUAUCUAUUAAAACUUCAAUUGUUUUUGAAAAUACUCCCCAAUGAGUUUCUAAUUUAGGUGAAAAUUAAGAAAUAUUAAAAUCAUAUUUUUACACCGUAAUUGUUCAGGUCGCAUUAUAAAUGUGUUUUACUUUUUUAUCCUGAAAUUUAUCAUGGAAAUUAGAUAUUGACAAAUACCAUUAUAUUAUAUUAUUCUAACCUGUUUUAUACUUUAUUAAAAACUAACAAUUUUAUCACUCGAAUUUUUAUUAAAAACUUAUCCAUGUCAAUAGAACUGAUAAAAAACAAUAAAGUUACUUAGAAAUAUUUUAGAAAUUUAAUUAAUUGAGGUAAAAUAAGAUUAUAGCAAACAAAAACGAGAAUAAAAAUUUAAAUAAAUAAAAAUGAAAUUGCAAAAAGAAUCUAAAGUGGAUGAAAAUCGUAAAAUAAACUUGUAUUACCAUCUUGAGAUAAUAAAUUGGGAAUAAUGUAAAUAGUAAAUUUAUCGAAAGUAAAAUAUAUAAAAAUAAAAACAACUAAGGAACAGGAAAAGUUUCUAUCAAAACUUCAUAAUUAUUUGCAAGAAGGUAAUAUCAUAACGUUUUCCUUAAGAUCAGCAAUCUAGUAAACAUUUUUAUAAAAGGUCAAAAAUAGAGAGAAAUAUAUAAAUGAAUUAUAAUUGAAGAUAAAUUCAGUUUUCUCUUUCGGUUUCGAGUAUCUUUUAUUGAAUACGAACUGAGAAUACUCAAAAUUGUACUCAAAUACUAAAUAAGUAAAUGAAAUUUAUCAUUUCUGAAUUUUUAUCACAUUUUCAUUUAUGAAUUGAUAUUUAAAGAUACUGUUAAUUAUAUUACACAUUUAUGUAAAAUGCCUAACAAUUGAUGUUGAAAAUUUAAAAAUAGACUUCCAAGAAAACUUCUUUUGAAAACAAACAACUCUUACCUGACUAAAACAAUACAUUGCAGGGCAGUCACACAAUUGAUCAUUUAUAAUGGUUGAAAUAUAAAUAACAAACCAUAAAUAGUAAAACCAUUUAAAAUUGUAUUAAAACUAGUUUAUUUGCGAAUGAGAAUUAAUUUUUGAAAUUUUAAUUUAGUAAAUUCAAAAUAUAGUAUAAAGGACACAUAACUUCUGAUAAAAAUGAAUAUAAUAAUUUAAUUCUUUUACUUUCAACAUUAAAUUAAAAAAAUAAAUAAAUGACCGAAAAUGCAAGAAAUAAUAGUAAACAAAUUGAAAAAUUAUAAAUAUAAAACAAUAUUUAGUAAAUAAAUUAAGAAAUGAUAAAAAAAACCAUUGUAUAUGCGAAAAAGAAAACUGAUUUUUUCAUACGACAUAUCACACAAUUAUAAAGCAAAAUAUAUAAAAAAGAGAAAAAUGUAAUUACCAUAAAUAAAAAUCAAUGAGUCAGAAAUAAACCAUGAAA